Molecule: messenger RNA, 1525 nt
Organism: Conger conger (European conger)
Lineage: Eukaryota; Metazoa; Chordata; Actinopteri; Anguilliformes; Congridae
Gene: rbm42
Product: RNA binding motif protein 42
Exons: 11
Coding region: 181-1413 (410 amino acids)
Molecular function (GO): mRNA binding
Source: RefSeq, a predicted model, not a curated record
AGAUCGCAGGAUAUACGUCAUAUGUGAGCGACCCUUUUGAAUGGAGGAUGAGAAGUACUGGGUAGCGAGAGUUACUUCAAAACAGGUCAAUUUCUGAUUUCAUACGAACAUCAUCCACAUUGGAGGCUGCAGAAAUUAGAUAUUAUUGAAUUCUAGAGACACGCAAAGAUUUUUGGGAGAAUGGCGGUGAAGUCGGGAGAAGAGCGGCUCAAGGAGAUGGAGGCCGAGAUGGCUCUGUUUGAGCAGGAGGUGCUGGGUGGUUCAGUGCCCAUGGCCCCAGGAAGCCCAGCGGUGGUAGAGGCUGUCCCCGUGGCCCUGGCAGUGCCUGCCAUGCCUGUCGUUCGUCCCAUUAUUGGCACCAACACCUACCAGCAGGUCCAGCAGAGCCUGGAGGCCAGAGCUGCCACCUUCGUGGGGCCCCCACCCCCUACCUUUGUAGGCCCAGGCGUCCCGCCCCUCAGGCCGCCCAUGAUGAGGCCAGCGUUUGUGCCACACAUUCUGCAGAGAGCAGGAGGUCAGAGAAUGCCAAUGAUGCGUGGACCCCCUCCUCAGGGCAUGAUGGCGCCCCCCUUGCCACGACCGCCCCCUCCGCCACCCAUGAUGAUGGCCCCGCCCAUGCAGGGACCCCCCCAGCACCACAUGGGGCCCCCCCAGCACCACAUGGGCCCCAUGGGCACGAUGCCACCGGUGGGAGGAAUGAGCCCCAUGGUGUCAGUGCCUCCACGGCCAGCCGUCCAGGCCACGCCGAAACUCACCCCGACGGUGAUCCAGGCAGCCCCCACAGUGUACACGGCCCCCCCCGCGCCCAAGAGGCCCGACAGCCGGGCCCUGAGACAGGCACGCAUGGAGGAGCUGGCUGCAGCAGUAGCGGAGCAGCAGGCUGCAGUGGUGGCUGCUGGGCUGCUGGAUGCUAAGAAGGAGCCUGCCUUGGGGGAGGAGAGUGUGAUCGGACCCACAUUACCGGAGCCAGAGCCCAGCCACACCGAGCCAGCAGAUGGCAGCGCUGAGGACAAGAAGAAGGGGAAGCAGGAGAAGGUGAAGAAGUGCAUCCGCACUGCUGCGGGCACAUCCUGGGAGGACCCCAGCCUGUUGGAGUGGGAAGCAGAUGAUUUCCGGAUCUUUUGCGGCGACCUUGGUAACGAGGUCAACGAUGACAUCCUGGCCAGGGCCUUCAGCCGGUACCCCUCCUUCCUGAAGGCCAAGGUGGUCCGGGACAAGCGCACGGGGAAGACCAAGGGCUACGGCUUCGUCAGCUUCAAGGACCCCAACGACUACGUGCGCGCCAUGCGAGAGAUGAACGGGAAGUACGUGGGCAGCCGGCCCAUUAAACUGCGCAAGAGCAUGUGGAAGGACCGCAACAUGGAGGUUGUGCGCAAAAAGCAGAAGGAGAAGAAGAAGCUGGGACUCCGAUAGAAAGAGCUUUGUGUAUAUAUAUGUGUGUGUGUGUGUGUGUGUGUGUGUGUGUGUGUGUGUCCUGGGUACCUCCGCGGGCGUCAGCUGGACCCCUCAUCUGCUGUUGUGUUGG